Messenger RNA from Aspergillus japonicus CBS 114.51, 993 nucleotides. RefSeq lists its product as uncharacterized. Lineage: Eukaryota; Fungi; Ascomycota; Eurotiomycetes; Eurotiales; Aspergillaceae. The transcript has 2 exons. Bases 1 to 993 code for a protein of 330 amino acids. The record is from RefSeq and is a predicted model, not a curated record.
AUGAAGGGCAUCGACAUCAUCGGUGGUCUGAAGAUGGUCCAGUCCAUUGGCAAUAUUCUGCCAAUAAACAACCAAGUCAUUGCUAGCCCAUGGCUCGCCCAGGCUCUCCAGACGAAUGCGCGCUUCAAUGAGGCCAAAUCUGAUCUCAGAUUGGCACUGCCGAAUGGCAAUCUCCAAGUCUUUAUCAUGAGACACCACAUGGUCUUUCAGGCGCUGAAAACAAACACCAUGGACAAGUCUACCUCACAGAAAGGUGUGCCUGGAGAUGCGUGUGCCACUGAGGGCCCAGCUGCUCGUGCUGGCGUCAAGGACUCCUUGGAAAGCACCGCCUUUGGAUCUCUGGGAUGGUUUCUCAACGGCGUUUCACGCCCCAAAGAGCUCCCGGUGCCCGUCGCGGAACGCCUUCGCCAGAAAAUCACUGAGUCGGACCCGACCAUCGACGGUGUCACCAUCGAGCGACUUCUCCUGAUUCGCAAGGCCUUGGUUGAGAGUAAGACUGCAGUCGACUCCAAAUCUGCCUUCGUCUUCCUCGACGUGGCAAUUUGUGAGCUUGUGGAGAACAAGGACGAGACUCCAGACUGCCUUCUCGCCCGCGCCAUCAGAGUUUUCAAAGACCUUCUCCACGGAAACACUGUGGAUUGCAAGAGUCUCGCAGAGGGCUAUGUCGAAGUUGCAGCAUUCCGUGCGCAGUUCCGACAUGCGAACAACGAAAUCAUUCGGGCUUGCAAUGAGUAUCACGAUGCGGUCGAAGCGGGAGUGGAUAGAAAGGAGGCGAUGAUCGUGCAGGUCUCGAAGGCGUUUGAUCGGAUUGGAAUGGGUACUUUGCAUCUGCUUUGGGAUGAGGCGAAGGGAUUCUACCCCAAGGAGGAAGCUGCCGAGUUCGGAAGAUCCAUCGCCUCGCUGGACAACUUUCAGGAGAUGAUCGAAGAUCUCAAGAUGCUCAACGAUGGUUACGACUAUGAUGACGAUGAGUCCGAAUGGGUGAAGGUCUAG